This is a messenger RNA of Cornus florida, 2969 nucleotides long. Its product is annotated as protein phosphatase 2C 16-like. The record is from RefSeq and is a predicted model, not a curated record. The coding region runs from base 1073 to 2725 and encodes 550 amino acids. The transcript has 4 exons. Lineage: Eukaryota; Viridiplantae; Streptophyta; Magnoliopsida; Cornales; Cornaceae. Gene Ontology annotation, biological process: protein dephosphorylation. Gene Ontology annotation, molecular function: protein serine/threonine phosphatase activity; cation binding.
UUUUCUAUACACAGCAUUGAUUGAAGUUAGAUAAUUGAGUCAACACGUGUCAUGAAAUGGGGUGCAACCCACAAUAAAAAGCAUUUUCACAGUACUCUCUCUCUCUUCUCUCUCUCUCUAGGCCUCCCCGAGCAGCAAGAAAAAAAAUCUAGGGAAGAGGCAUUACUAACCAUUAGUUGGAGUUUCAGGUCUUGGAUUUCUCAAUUGGUAAGCAGCUUUCAAUUUUUUCUCUCUAAUUAUUUGUGAAUUUUCAUUGUUUUAAGAUGUUCAAGGACUAAAUUGUAUCAGACCCAUGUGAUUGUAUCUCUUUUUUAUACAAUUUGUUGUGAGAGAUUGUUUGAUUUUUGGAUGUGUUUUCUGGAAGAUAGAAAAGUAAAGAAGACCCAUAUUUCAAGGGCUGAUAUGGGUUGCCUCAGAUGUAUGAAACCCAAGUUUUUGGUAGAAAAAGGCAGCUUUUUUGGGAUUUCCUUGUGAUUCUUGAGGGUAGUUCCUUUUUCCUAGGUUAUUUCACAUGAUCCCCUUUUGCUUUACCUCCUGAGGUUAUGGAUAAGGGUUUGUUUUUUGAUUUUUCUGAUGGGUUUGUUUGUUUAAGGGUUGGUGGUGGGGGUAAGAAUUUAGGAAUUCUGGUUGGUUGUCACUGUUUCUAAUAUCUAGUCUCUAGGUCAACUCAAAUCUAUUCAUUGCUUGGUAUGUUAUUAUAUGGAAUGUUAGAUCCAUUGUUCUGCACCAGAUCUAAUAAUUUCCCAUUUUCAUUUUGCUUUAUCUUUGUUUCAUUCCCACUUUUAAUUUGAUCUUGGAGAUGUACUUUGUGUUUCUUGUAUUCUUUAACAUAGAGGCUGCACAUCUCUAGCUCUUCCAACCUCGUGUGAAAAAGUACUUUUUGAUCUGUUGUUGUUCAAUUGGUGGGUCAUUGAAGCUUUUUCUAUGGAGGGGAGAUUCAGAAACCUAUAAGUUUUGUCACUAGAUUCAUUGCCUGGAGGAGACGAAGAAGGGGCUGAAAAUUGUUAAAUAAUGUGAGUUUUGGAGAGUUAGGAGGUACCCACUUGUUAUCACUAUUCGAAGUGCGGGAUUGAUGGAAGAGAUGCCUUCAGCGGCUGCAGUUACACUUAGCUUAAGUAAUGCAGUCUGCGAUAGCUCUGGAAUUGGAAGCCCUGUGGAAGUGACACGACUCAAGCUGGUGACGGAAACAGCAACCUUGUUAUCAAGUCCUGCAUUGGUGCUGCCUGCAGAGUCUGUUUCUGGCUGGGAUGGAAAUGGCAGUGAUCUGAAGAGUGACGUUAAGAGGGAAACCAUGGGAGCCCGAGAACGGGAGAGUGGAGAAAAAUCUGAUUUGUCAGAGAUGAUACCCAAAAAUGGAAGCAGUUGGAUUGCUAGUGAUCCCAUGAUCCAGGAAACUGUGGAAGAUGUAAUUUUGUCUCUUGGAGAUGAUCCUUGUGGAACUAAUAGUGAGGAUUUGUUAGAUUUUGAUGUGAGUCCCAAAAUAAGCUUGCCAGUAGCUGUUGAAAUUGAGGAAAUUGGAAAGGGUCAAAUAGUUGCCAAGGUUAUUAGUUUGGAGGAACCAAGUAUUGGGCAUGAGCCUAUUACUGUUGAUAUCCUGACUGUUCAGUCAAGCCAACGCGAAGAGGAUUCUAAUGGGUUCAACUUAAAGGCAUCUAUGCCGAUUCUUCAGUUGUCUAGGGAGAAGAAUAUUGGCAAAGGUGGCGGUAGGAGUGUCUUUGAACUGGACUAUGCGCCUCUUUGGGGUUCUGUGUCCAUCUGUGGUAAAAGAUCUGAGAUGGAAGAUGCUAUUGCCUCUGUGCCUCGAUUAUUGAAAAUUCCUAUCAAAAUGCUUAUUGGAGACCGUGUGAUUGAUGGAAUGAGCCAAAGUUUGAGUCACUUAACUGCUCAUUUUUUUGGAGUAUAUGAUGGUCAUGGAGGUUCCCAGGUUGCACAUUAUUGUCGUGAGCGCAUCCAUUUGGCUUUGGUGGAGGAGUUGAAAAUUAUUACAGAUGAAUUGAUUGAUGGGAGUUUAAGGGAAACUCAGCAGAUGGUGUGGGAAAAAGCUUUCACUCGUUGCUUUUUGAAGGUAGAUGAUGAGAUUGGAGGAAAAGUUAGCAGAGGCAUCACCGGAGGCAAUGCUGAUUCCUCAAAUGAUAAUUUUGAACCUAUAGCCCCAGAAACUGUUGGAUCUACUGCUGUGGUUGCAUUGAUAUGUUCAUCCCAUAUUGUAGUUGCGAACUGCGGUGAUUCAAGAGCAGUCCUUUUUCGUGGCAAAGAAGCCAUGGCGCUGUCAACAGAUCAUAAACCAAACCGAGAAGAUGAAUAUGCAAGGAUUGAAGCGUCCGGAGGCAAGGUCAUACAAUGGAAUGGACACCGUGUUUUUGGUGUUCUUGCAAUGUCAAGGUCCAUUGGUGAUAGAUAUUUGAAACCAUGGAUCAUCCCUGAACCAGAAGUCACAAUUAUCCCCCGAGCCAGAGAAGAUGAGUUGCUUAUUUUAGCUAGUGACGGGUUGUGGGAUGUCAUGACGAACGAGGAAGCAUGUGAAGUGGCCAGAAGACGGAUUCUGCUUUGGCACAGGAGGAAUGGGGAUAAUCCCCUAGUGGGAAGGGGUGAAGGAGUUGAUCCUGCAGCACAAGCUGCAUCAGACUACCUCUCAGUGCAUGCUCUCCAAAAGGGAAGCACGGACAACAUAUCCGUGAUUGUGGUGGACUUGAAAGCUCAAAGGAAGUUCAAAAGCAAAUCCUAAUGACACUUUCACCCAUAAUUUGGUUCUAAUCUACAGUUAUAUACAAUAUAAAACUGCAUCUCAUCAUUACAUAGCUUAGUCCAUUCCUUUUUCAUAUGGGCUUAAUGUGUGUAUGAGACUAGUAAAUCAGUAGUACUGUGUGUUGUCAAAAAAACUGUAACAGAAUGUCUUAUUGUCUGUUUGCACAAUGGCAGGUUAUAUAUGGCUUACCUAAAUCAAAGCUGUUGUAGGACUUUCUUUCUUU